Molecule: messenger RNA, 1646 nt
Organism: Daphnia pulicaria
Lineage: Eukaryota; Metazoa; Arthropoda; Branchiopoda; Diplostraca; Daphniidae
Product: autophagy-related protein 13-like
Exons: 2
Coding region: 222-1583 (453 amino acids)
Biological process (GO): protein localization to phagophore assembly site; autophagosome assembly; mitophagy
Cellular component (GO): Atg1/ULK1 kinase complex; extrinsic component of membrane; phagophore assembly site
Source: RefSeq, a predicted model, not a curated record
CGCAAAUUCUCUUCCGUGUACGUGUUUUCGUGUUGUCGUGUUCGUGAAUUUUUAUUAUUCAAGGUUUAACAUAAUCAUCAAAAAGUUAUCAGUUGUGAAUUUGUUGGCGUAUCAACAUUAUCAGAAGGAAAGCUGACAGUUCUUCUCGUGCUUGAUAUACAUUUUGCAAACAGUAAAAUGUGUGUACUUUAUCGAAAGAUUCCGAACUCAAACUUUCAGUAAUGGCUACUGCUGCCAUGAGUUACCAAAGUUCUGGGAUAACAAGUGUUGGAUUGACAAUUCAAGAACAAAAAGAAAUAGAAAAAUAUGUUAAAUUCCUGAGCCAAAAAAUGGUACAAGUUAUUGUACAAUCAAGACUUGGGGAAAAGGUCUGCACUCCUUGCAAAGCAAAUGCAUCUCCAUCAGACUGGUUUAAUCUCGGAAUUGAAGAUAUCCCUGAAGUGGUUGUAGAAACAAAAAAAGCAUUGAAAGGACAGCUUCUCGCUAUUGGAAGUCCACCUUUAUGUGUGGAAAUAUCAUUAAAAACUGUGGAAGGUGAUUCAUUGAUCCUGGAAAAUUGGUGCCUCUCAGUCAAUGAGACUUCAGAACCAUUUAAUCGUCUUUCUUAUACUGUUUACAGUAGAAUGUCAUUGCUUUUGAAGUCCAUUAUAUCUGUCAGCAGGAUCACUCCUGCGUACAAAUUAUCAGGUCGUCAAGGAGCCGACAGUUUCGUACUAUGUUAUCGCGUAUUUUGUGGUGAACCUCAUGGAUUGGGAACAUCAACAAAAAAUUGCACGAUAGGUCAAGUGGACACACCCAUUGGCUUGUACAGUGUUUUGUUGAGCUAUCGUACUCAAUUAGCCCUGUCUCCCAAAGACGGAGCAAUGUUGGUGAAAAGUGACCACUUCGACCAUUUAACAACUGAUCAAUAUAGUCCACGGUUUUGCCGAGCAGCAGAUCGCAGAAGGGAUAAAGGAGGAGACAGCAGUGGAAGUGGAAGCGAGCCGGUAGCAUCGGAUGACAGCCAAGAAGCAUGUAGACUAUUUGUGAACUCUCCACCUGGCAAUAAAGCGCCAGACUACCAGAACGUACUGCAACAGAACCGAUUUUAUUUCGACGAUGGACCCAAGUUUGGUGCAUUUGCUGAUCCUUCCUCUGCUCGACGUAACCUGUCGUCUGAAUUCAUGCUACCAGAAUUGCCAUUACCGACGUUCAUGAAAAUCCAGAGCUUAAAAGAUGUGAAGAAGGAGCAGGAACGUGCAUCUGCUGGUGGUUCGAAUGCUGCAAUUCAAAAAGAUGUUGAAAUAACGGAUGACUCUACUCAGUUAACCACUUCCUUGGGCCCCGUCAGCAACAGUGACGAAUUCGUAAUGGUCGAGUCGCUGAAGACACCGUUCGCCGAGGGCGACUCAUCCCAUGACGUUGGUGCCUUCUUUCGUGAAUGCCAAUCGGCUCCCGUCUCAUUGCAGUCUUUUAAUCGUCCAAGUGGUAUGGCGACGCUUGAAAUCGGCUCUCAACUUGAACAAUUCGAAAAGGACCUCGAAGGCUAUGACGAUCUGGUCCAGUCAUUGGGCAUUGGGGCUGACGAAGGCGGCAAACAAUGAAUCAACAUCUGUACAAAAUGUGUACAUUCAAAUAUGGCUAAGAAAUACAAAGCUGGAACUCUC